AUGGGACGCGCACAGUUCGAGUAUGAUGAGGUGGGUAAUACAUUUUAUUAUGUAGUCUUGUCGUUCUACGCCCUUGCACUUCUUCCUGGGACGUACUUAUUUUGGCCUUCGUCUAAAAAAGAUAAGAAACAGAAAAAGGAAGAGCACUGUGGUUGUGAAGGGUGCAUUGAAAAAAGGAGAAAAGCUGAAGCAUUGUUACCUUGGCGACGUACUAAAAAAAUCUUCUCAGUUUUGGCGUUAAUCUUCGCUUGGUUAAUUUUUUUUGCUAUAGUUUACAAAGUUGUGCAUAUUGAACAGGAUCAUGUAGAGUACGACCCAUAUUCUAUUUUGGGGCUUGAUCAGGGGGCUUCUGUAGCGCAGGUUAAAAGACAGUAUAGAUUGCUAAGUAAAACUUUGCAUCCUGACAAGGGCGGAGAUCCUGUAGCUUUUGAUAAAAUUGCAAAGGCUUAUCAGGCACUAACAGACGAAGAAAGCCGGGAAAACUGGGAAAAAUAUGGCAAUCCAGACGGUCCUACAGCAACAACUUUUGGCAUUGCUCUUCCAAAAUGGAUAGUAAGUAGCGAAUAUGGUGGCUGGGUCCUUAUGUUUUAUGUCGUUCUUUUCUUAUUGAUUCUGCCCAUUGGUGUAGGAAUAUGGUGGUAUAACUCCAUUAAGUACAGUGCUGAUAAGUUUUUAAUGGACAAUAAUUUUUUAGGCAUAAUUAUGGUAAUUGGGGCUUCAUUCGAAUUUUGGAAGCGCCAUAAUAAGGAAAUAGUUGAACGUGAAAGUGAUGACAUUGAGUUACCUCCUUUAAUAAAAGAAUUCAAGAAUUUAAGCGAAAAUACGAGGGAGCAGCCGUUUCACAUGGCUUAUGCACUAAAAGCUAGAUUAUUUAUUCAUGCGCACCUCUCACGGUUUGAGCUGCCUUCACCGUCAUUGAGGAUUGACAGUACUUAUGUAGUAUCAAAAUGUAUCAUGCUGAUCAACGAAAUGUUGUCUAUUGCGCAGUACAUGUAUUUUUGUGAUGGCCCACGCACUCCAUCACUAGACACAAUUGAGAAUCUAACAAAGCUAUCCCCCAUGAUAGUGCAGGGCUUAUGGCCAAAAAAUAGCACACUUUUGCAACUACCGCAUAUUACCGAACAUCACCUACACUAUUUGCGUAAAAAUAGAGUUCUAUCGUGUGCAGACCUAGCGAACAUCCACGAAUCCAAGAGGCGGUAUAUUUUACAGUCACUAACUGAAGGGGAAUAUAGAGAUGUAAUAAACGUUUUACAUUCUAUGCCAAAGCUCAGUAUCGACCCACAUUUCGAAGUUCAAGGUGAAGAUGAUGCACAUGAAGUCACCGUAGGUUCUGUUGUCACACUGAGAGUAAAAUUAGUCCGGAACAGUCUACUCGAUUUAAUUAAACGAGCUGAGGAAAUGAACGAAAUCAAGGAAAAAGCUGCAGAAAUUGCACUCAUUGAAGAAUCGAAGGGAUCGGUAGAAGAGAAGGAGAGUGUACAAAAACGGAAGGUCUGGCAAAAACCCAAAAAGAAAAUUAAACAAGUAAAGUCCAGUAAAGGCAGGCAGUGGCAGAAAACCAGAAAACUCAAGAAAAUAGUGCAGAGGAAAGAGGAUGAAACGAAAGAGGAAGAAGAACUGUUGAAAAACAGAGGUAAAGGAGACGAAGAUUCAAGCAAAGAAUCGGAAGCAGAGGGUACUACGGAUUCUGAGAAAUCGGAAGAGAAAGAGCAACUGGAUAAAGAGAGCGAGAAAAGCGGAAAUAGUGACGUUCCCAGUGAUUCUGAGGAAGAAGAUGAGUGGAUACGUGAGAAUAUCUUAAAAAAGGAGACACUGCUUGAGACGAGAAGUAGAAAGACACACCUAGUUCACUGUCCUUAUUACCCAAGCGAGAAAUAUGAGUGGUGGUGGCUAUUUUUGCUUCAGAAGAAAUUAAAGAGAAUAGUCGUUCCAGGUACACACUGCACUACCUUAGUCGACGAGGAGACGGUUGAAAUAAAGUUUGGUGCACCCCAAGAGAAAGGUGUUUAUUAUUAUACCCUGUUAGUCAAGUCGGACAGUUAUAUGGACUGUGAUUACUCGCUGGAUCUGAAGUUGGAAGUACAGGAGGCAAAGGAUGUCCCUCUGGUUAAAUACGAGGAUUCAGACGACGAAGAACAAGUGGACCAAUCGUCAGACUAUACAGAAGGUUCAGAAUCCGACCGGGAUUAA
This is a messenger RNA of Enterobius vermicularis (human pinworm), 2193 nucleotides long. Lineage: Eukaryota; Metazoa; Nematoda; Chromadorea; Rhabditida; Oxyuridae. The record is from the annotation of a GenBank genome assembly.